Messenger RNA from Jaculus jaculus (lesser Egyptian jerboa), 2160 nucleotides. It is a transcript of the gene Zyx, whose product is annotated as zyxin. The transcript has 9 exons. The coding region runs from base 16 to 1737 and encodes 573 amino acids. Gene Ontology annotation, biological process: integrin-mediated signaling pathway; transforming growth factor beta receptor signaling pathway. NCBI's taxonomy places the organism in Eukaryota, Metazoa, Chordata, Mammalia, Rodentia, Dipodidae. The record is from RefSeq and is a predicted model, not a curated record.
CGGCCCGGCCCGGCCAUGGCGGCCCCCCGCCCGCCUCCCGCCAUCUCCGUGUCCGUCUCGGCGCCGGCUUUUUACGCCCCGCAGAAGAAGUUUGCCCCGGUGGUGGCCCCCAAACCCAAAGUGAACCCUUUCCGGCCCGGGGACAGCGGCGAGCCUCCUGCGGCGGCUGGGGCCCAGCGCGCACAGAUGGGCCGGGUGGGUGAGAUCCCCCCGCCGCCUCCCGAAGACUUCCCCUUGCCUCCUCCUCCACUCCCUGGGGACGGCGACGACUCGGAGGGUGCCCUGGGAGGUGCCUUCCCACCUCCGCCUCCCCCGAUCGAAGAGCCGUUCUUCGAUCAGUUUCCCCCUGCGCCCCUGGAAGAGGACAUCUUCCCCUCCCCACCGCCUCCGCUGGAGGAGGAGGGGGCGCCUGAGGCCUCCAUCCCGCCGCUCCCACCACAGCCCAGGGGGAAGGUGAGCAGUAUCGACCUGGAGAUCGACUCUCUGUCCUCACUGCUGGAUGACAUGACCAAGAAUGAUCCCUUCAAAGCCCGGGUGUCUUCUGGAUACAUACCCCCACCAGUUGCCACUCCAUUUGUUCCCAAGCCCAGCACAAAGCCUUCGCCUGGGGUUACAGCACCCCUACCUCCUUGGAAGGCUACUCCUGGCACCCAGUCCCCACCUCAGCCCCAGGCCAAGCCUCAGGUUCAGUUUCAAGUCCAGCCUCCACCCCAGACCAAACCCCAGGCCCACCCGCAGCAGCCGCCUAUGCCGCAGGCGUCUUUGCCUAGCACACAGCCGCCCCGUGGGCCCCUUGCUCCAGCCCCAGCCCCUAAGUUUGCUCCAGUGGCUCCUAAGUUUACUCCUGUGGCUUCCAAGUUCAGCCCUGGUUCUCCAAGUGGACCCGGGUCACAGCCCAAUCAAAAGUUGGGCUCUCAGGAAGGUUCCGUGGGCACAGGCUCCCCUCAGCCCCCCAGCUCCACCUAUGCUCAGCAAAAGGAGAAGCCUCCGGUUCAGGAGAAGCAGCACCCAGUGCCUCCUCCAGCUCAAAACCAAAACCAGGUGCGCUCUCCUGGGACCCCAGGGCCCUUGACCCUGAAGGAAGUGGAGGAGUUGGAGCAACUGACCCAGCAGCUCAUGCAGGACAUGGAGCACCCUCAAAGGCAGACCGUGGCCGUGAGUGAGUCCUGUGGCCGAUGCCAUCAGCCUCUGGCCCGGGCACAGCCUGCGGUCCGUGCCCUGGGGCAGCUGUUCCACAUCCCCUGCUUCACGUGCCACCACUGUGAGCAGCAGCUCCAGGGGCAGCAGUUCUACAGCCUGGAAGGGGCGCCGUUCUGCGAGGGCUGCUACACGGAGACCCUGGAGAAGUGCAACACCUGCGGGCAGCCCAUCACUGACCGCAUGCUGAGGGCCACUGGGAAAGCCUACCACCCACAGUGCUUCACCUGCGUGGUCUGCGCCUGCCCCCUGGAGGGCACCUCUUUCAUUGUGGACCAGGCCAACCGGCCCCACUGCGUCCCGGACUACCACAAGCAGUACGCCCCGAGGUGCUCCGUGUGCGCCGAGCCAAUCAUGCCCGAGCCUGGCCGAGAUGAGACCGUGCGCGUGGUGGCUCUGGACAAGAACUUCCACAUGAAAUGUUACAAGUGUGAGGACUGUGGGAAGCCCCUUUCCAUCGAGGCAGAUGACAACGGCUGCUUCCCUCUGGACGGCCACGUCCUGUGUCGGAAGUGCUACUCUGCCCGAGCCCAGACCUGAGCGAGGAGAGGCCUCCUCCCCGAGGAACGGCAGGCCCAUUCCCCAUCGUGGGCAUGGGCCACCCAUACUGAGACCAAUCCUUGCCUCUACCGUCCUGCCCCUCCCUCCAUUCCAAACCCCUCCCUGGUAUCUCAAGUGCCCUGACCUAAGGCCUCAGGGUGCUGAGGUCCAGCCCUUGCCUGUCCUGCAGGGAUCGCCCACAGUCCUGAGGUCCCCACUCCAAGGGGGGACACCAGGCCAGUGCUGCUGCUUGCACCGCCGCACCGAUGCCCUCAGCUGACCCGAGCAGCCCCUGCAACGUGCUUGCUGAGGGUGGGAGAAGCCUGACCCUCUGGGAGCCUGGCCCCAGCAGCCUGAAUGCCCACCCCGCCUCGGACGCCAGGUUGUGGCCACAGCGACAGAUUAAAAACCUCAUUUUCCAGA